Messenger RNA from Symbiodinium necroappetens, 729 nucleotides. NCBI's taxonomy places the organism in Eukaryota, Dinophyceae, Suessiales, Symbiodiniaceae. The record is from the annotation of a GenBank genome assembly.
AUGGAUGAAACGUCUAAACCUUUCUUCGAGAUGAUCGCGCGCUGCUGGGGUUUACGCUUAGAGGAGCCCUUCAAGAAGUUCAUGGUCUCCGAUAUUUGGGGAGCUGGACAGUCUGCCCAUGUGGAUCACAUAAACCUGGAUGACCUGGAGAGCCGAAACUGGACUUUCCUGGACCUGGGCCUGCAGAGCUCCGAACCGCGCAACCCCAAAAAGGUGGUGCCCACCGUGACGGUCGUGGUCUACUUCAACUCUGUCGGAGGAAUUUGCUUUCCCAAUGCUUCCAAGGAGGUGGGUACCAUUGCGGCCGAGCGCGGUCGGGUGGUGAUGUUCGAGAACUACCUGGAGGACUGCCAGAGGCCUUCGCACAAUCCCGCGGCCGCGCACUACGGCCUCUAUUUCCAGGACAAGCCGAAGCGGAUUCUUGUCAUGGGCAUCCUCGCGAAUCGGACGCCUCAGUUCUCUCCUGGGUCAGAGCCCAAGGCCCUGACGAGGAGUUUGCUCUACUGCGCUGGCACGGAAGCUGACCCUCUCCGCCACGAGCAAGAGGAUUCCCGGGAGUCGGUAAUGCAGCAGUUACAGUGGAAGCCAGAGCCAGUGGAGAAGGAGCCCGUGGAGGAACCACCACUUCAACCAGUUGGGCAAGGGAAGCCCGACAGCUUGGUGGAGGGAGAGGAAGCGGCAAAGGGCUGCUGCUGCUGGCCCUGGCAAACAGCCCGUGAAAGCCCUUAG